This is a messenger RNA of Effrenium voratum, 693 nucleotides long. NCBI's taxonomy places the organism in Eukaryota, Dinophyceae, Suessiales, Symbiodiniaceae. The record is from the annotation of a GenBank genome assembly.
AUGCAGCAGCAGCAGAUGCAGCAGGCGCAAAUGCAGCAGGCGCAAAUGCAGCAGCCGCAGAUGCAGCAGCAGCAGCUGCAGCAGCAGCAGAUGCAGCAGCCGCAAAUGCAGCAGCAGGCAGGGAUUGGUGGCGCAUACCCAGCCAUGGCGAUCGUGGUGCCGGUUCCAGUUCCGGUCAUGGUCGUGGCCCAGCCGGCAGGGGAAGGAGGAGCUCCCAACGCAGGGACUGCGCCGAUGGUCUCGUAUUGCGGUGCACAGGCCAUGGAGCCGAACGCUGAGGCAUCGGCUCGGUUUCGGAAGCCGGAAGCCUCAGCUGAGGAAGGACAACAUGAUGCGAUGGUAGCCGACGAGAGCCAAAGCCUCGGCACCGAGCGGGGCCCACGGUUUUGUCGACUUCAAGACGGGGGCCCUGCGGACUCCAGUGAGACGCCUUCUGCUUGGCGCCUUCGGCCGGAGGACGAAGGAAAGGAGCUGACUCAAGCUGGCGACGGCAUCGAAGGCCUGCAAGAGUGGCUCCAGCAAGCGGGCCUGGGCGAAUUCCAGGAGGCCGUGUCUGCCUGGUGCAAAGACAUGGGCGCGAUCUGGCUUUCAGAGGUGCAAGAGAAUGCAGAGGAGCUUGCGGACCACCUGCAGUUGUGCCCCGCAGAAAGGCUCGCGACUCUGGCAAUGGUGCCACAAAGCUGUUCGGGCUAG